This is a messenger RNA of Closterium sp. NIES-67, 1694 nucleotides long. Lineage: Eukaryota; Viridiplantae; Streptophyta; Zygnematophyceae; Desmidiales; Closteriaceae. The record is from the annotation of a GenBank genome assembly.
UUCAUUCAACCUUGUAAAGACUUCCCACUAACGCGCCACCACGGCCCACAACUAUUCCAGCAUACAUCACGCCUAGCUUACUCCGCUAGUCGCUGGCUGCAAUGGCGGAUGACGCGGUGACUGCUGCCGAAGGCUGCCGGAAGCUCGUGUACUCAUGGGGAGCCAACGAGGACGGCCAGCUGGGCACGGGCGCGCUCACCCAUUCAGCAGCGCUGCAGCUGGUGCCGGCGCUGGCAGGGGCGCCAGUGGUGCAGCUGGUGGGGGGGAGUAGAAACUCGCUCGCUCUCACUGACGACGGGCGGGUGUUCGUGUGGGGGUGGAAUCAGCGCAGCACGUUGGGCCAUCCGCCCGCACCCGCCGCCCCAAGAGAAGCCGUCCCCUGCCAGGUGGAGGCUAUUAAGGACGAGAAGAUUGUGCAGGCAGCCAUUGGAGGGUGGCAUUGUCUAGCCUUAAACGAGAAGGGCACUGCUUUCUCCUGGGGCGGUAACGAGUACGGGCAGUGUGCUGCCAAGGUGGCGGACAAGCUGCAGGGCAACAAGCUGAGCGCCAGAGACAUUCUCUCGCCCUUCCCAUGCGUGCCACAGCUCAGAGUGAAGCAGGUGGCAGCGGGAGGAACGCACUCAAUGGUGCUAACAAGGGAGGGCGAGGUGUGGGUGUGGGGGCAGCCCUGGCCUCCUGCUGAUGCCAAGCAGGUGUGGGUGCCGGCCAGAGUGCCCGGGCUCAAGGGAGUGAGGAGCAUAGCGGUGGGGGCGUUUCACAACCUGGCGCUCAAGGCGGACGGCAGGGUGGUGGCGUGGGGCAACAACGAGUACGGCCAGCUGGGCACGGGGGACACCCAGCCGCGCUCGCUCCCCGUUGAAUUGCCGCAACUCACCCAUGCUGAUGUGGUGGACAUCACAGCAGGGGGGUGGCACUCCAUGGCAGUCACUCGCUCUGGUCAGGUGUGGGCAUGGGGAAGAGGGGAGCACGGGCGCAUGGGGUUUGGGGAGGAUAAGACAAUCAAGGCCGUACCAACGGUGGUGUCACUGCUGGCAGGGGAAACGGUGGUGCAGGCCUCGUGUGGCGGCACGCACUCGCUGGUCGUCACACUUGAUGGGCGGAUUUUCACUUUUGGCAGAGUGGACGACGGCAGGCUCGGGCCAGCAGGCUCGGUAACAACAGGCGAUCUUGUCAGAGUGCCUCUCCCAGGCGACCCCGAUGCUACCUUCCAUCCGGACGACCAUCCGAACCUGUCCAGCAGGCUCGGCAGCAUCAGCCGAUCACUCAGCAGCUCCUCUGGGCAGCCCAGGUGCCGUUGGCGGGCGGCGUUUGCAGUCUGUGGUGGGCGGCAUAAUUUGGCAGUGUUGUGUCCGGAGGAGGAUUUGAGAGAGGCGAGUGGCCACUUGCCGUGGCACAAGGCCCAGGCUGAGAGGGCAGGCGAGGUGCAGGUGCAAGUGGUGGGAGGGGUGGAGCAAGGGACAAAUGGCAAGAUAGGUGAGGCAACCAGGCAACAGGUUGGGAGCACAAGCAAGGGAGAGCGUGUGGAGGGUGCUGCUUCAACAGAUGGAUGAGUGGGUAGCUGUGCCAGUGUUCAUAGAAUACUGUACUACUGGCCCCCAAGGAAUUCGUGAGGGGCCAUAUCAAUACGAUAGCUGCCAGCAGCACUCUAGUCUCUAUUCAUGAAAACGCUUUAAGAAUCAUCCACCACACAAUCU